This is a messenger RNA of Cooperia oncophora, 396 nucleotides long. The record is from the annotation of a GenBank genome assembly. Lineage: Eukaryota; Metazoa; Nematoda; Chromadorea; Rhabditida; Trichostrongylidae.
AUGAUUCUGCGGAUACUCAAUCGGUGCUCUGGAAAUGGGACGAUGAUGACGAAACGGCUGUUCACUAAUCAUGAAAUGGCCUACUCUGAAAAGCGCCUGAUAGGUUACCCCCGUGAGCAAAUGUUUGACAUUGUUGCCGAUGUCAGAGAAUAUCGCCACUUUAUACCGUGGUGUCGACGAUCAGAUAUCAUUGAAGUGCAAGGAAACUCUCGGAUAGGAGAACUAGAAAUUGGCUUCCCGCCACUAAACGAGAGUUAUCGAUGUCGAAUUAUCGUGCUUCGACCGUCAGUCGUUCACGUGGGUUCUACAAUUCUUCUAUUUAAUUAUUUAUGUGGAAUUUACACGAUUAAAAUCUUCCCGAAACCGCCCAGUAAGUGUAUGAGCGCGGUGUUUUAG